Molecule: messenger RNA, 3778 nt
Organism: Manduca sexta (tobacco hornworm)
Lineage: Eukaryota; Metazoa; Arthropoda; Insecta; Lepidoptera; Sphingidae
Gene: Drep1
Product: DNA fragmentation factor subunit alpha-like
Exons: 2
Coding region: 274-864 (196 amino acids)
Biological process (GO): apoptotic process; regulation of apoptotic process
Source: RefSeq, a predicted model, not a curated record
GUCGUAUUCAGAAGGUUGCUAGGGACAGUCGCUCACAUGAAAAUAUAAACCAACAGUACGCCAGAGGAAUAAUAUUUUUUUUAUCUGUGACCGAAAAUAAUAAUCCGCCAAUAUAAUCUUUUUUCUCCUGGCAAUUGCAGCUGUCAUUGUGGACGUAAUUUUUGUCAGAUUUCGUCCGUGAAAAUUUGGAAAAAAGGAAAUUGUUUAGAAAUUCUAGAAAUCUACGUGGAAAAAAUUAAAACAUUAUUUAUACAUUUAUUACAUACUAUAAUAAUGGAAAACGAUAUUAAGCCUUACAAAAUAUGCGACGUCAAUCGAGACAAAAAAAAGGGUAUUGUGGCUUCAUCUCUCGAGGACUUGUUAACAAAAGUGCCGGAAAAAUUAGGUUUACCAUCGGAAAAUUUAACAGUCGUGUUGGAAUUAGAUGGAACGGAAGUUGAUGAUGAAGAAUACUUCUCUACGUUGGACCCGGACACAUCACUUAUGAUUUUGCAUGGUAACGAAAAAUGGGCACCAAACAUGCCCAAAUGCCAAGUGUCCCUAGACCAGACCGACGACGUUGCUCUAGGUGAUAAAGGACAGGUAGCAAGCCUUGUAGGUCGGCUGCAACAUAAUCUCUGCCACAUAUCUUUGCUUGGUGGCCAAGACUUGGAGUUAUUGUCAGAUAUGGAUCCAGACAGUUUAGCUGAUAUAGUCACAGACAGAGAUAACCGAAUAAUUUUGGAACACAUCAAGGAAGCUUCAGGGAGGAUAUUACUUGAAAAACGUCAAGCGCAAGAUGCUAUGGAAUUAUUAAAACUAUAUCAUCAGAGUGUAGCCAAUGGUACUGAGGAUGUAUCGUCACCUAAACAGGAGAGAGUGUAGAACAUCACCCACCAGGUGCAGUGGUAACUUAAACAAACCCUCAAUUUGUUUUUAAGGGAUGGUACAUCUCAAAAGUUUACAAAUUACUUUGAUGUACAUUCAUAAGUUCCCAAUAUAUGUUAUUUCUUCUCUACCUUCCAACAGUGGGUUUAGGUAUAAUGUAUUCUAUGAUAUUUUAACCUUGUCCACAAUUCAGUAAUAUUGUCUUAACAAGUUGACUGUGGUAUCAAAAAAUAAACUAUUAACCAGUGUGGCACACCACACACCCAGUAUGUUGUCCUAUACUGGUGUUUUGGCUACUCUAUGCGAGUGAGUGAGACAGUCUUAGGUAAUUUUUUUUCAAUGCUCCAGUUGUGUGCAAGCCACACAACCAUUGUACCCAAAAGAACACCACUGUUGUGUUAGGUGCAGUAAAUGUACUAAUAUAACGGAUUAUGGUCAGACUAUAAAAUUAUUGAGCCUAUAUAAAUGUAGGUGAGAAAGAAUAAUAAAUAAAGAAAAUCAUUUAAAAAUAGAACUUGGAUAAACAUAGUUAAUAUUAUUUUGCAUUCUGAUACUGUAUGAUAAUCAGAUUUUGUUUUCUUUGAUAAAUGGGUAUUAUAAUUGAAACUGCUUUUUUUAAUAAUAUUUGUGCAAAGAAUUUAGUUUAUUUGCUGUUAUGCUGACUUAUUGAGGGCAUAAUUAAAAUAAUAUUGGAUCUCAUUUGUAUAAGUAUGAUAUCAGACAGAUAAACUGACCUAUUUGUAAUGUUAGUAAAGUUUAAGCAAAUAGAAGAGGACAUAAUGUAGCUGUUAGAAAUAAAACGCUAAUCUUAUGAAUUUGAGCUGAAAUUGAAAAUAAUAUUAACAAAACAUUGUAAGUGGACAGUAUUUAGUCACUUUAUGUAUAUAAUUAAGUACUUAGUGUAAUAUUUAGUCAGUUACACAAUGUUAACCCAUUGUUUUUUACUUUAAGAUGUUAGAUGGCAGAAAGAAAUCUCUCUUUCAAGAAAACCAUUAUUUGUCUAGUUGUUUCUAUUCAUAAUUAUUAUUACUGCUAUGGCUUAUACUUCCCUACAGCCUUAAAUAAGUCAUCACCAAGUUACAUACAUAAUAUUUUGCCAUAGUUAAUUUCUUUACACAUGGAAAGGUAUCUAACAAUAUAAUCCAUCCCUAUUUUUAUCUCAAAACUACAUAAUAUUCAGAAUGUGCUUGCUGCUCAUUUGAUAAUAAAGCACUAAAUUAAUAAGUUAUAUAACACCAUGCACUCACAGAUUUUCUUCUUUUAACUUAGGACAAAAUUAGGCUCAUUUGCUUGUCUAUUAUAGACUGCAAGUAUUGUAUUAGUUAUGUGAAGGGAAGUGGCUGAAUUGCAUGUGGUUAUUGUCACUGUAGUGAUUAAAUAAGACAUUGCUCUAUAUAUACUGUAUGUCUUUAAAAUAAUCUGACAAUAGAUAUGCUAACUUGUAUAAGCAUUUAUGGCCUUUGUAUUUUUAAUUUUGUAAACUUUUGAGAGACAAAUUGCCACAAGGUUGAUAAUCAACAUCAAUUCAAAAGACUGAUAGUUGGUAAACAUUUUUUUUUUAUAUAGUUUUACCCUAGUAUAAGAUUUAUUCAUUUAAUUCCAAAUUUGCUCAAACAUUUUACAAAUAUUUAAUAAGUUUCCCCAUGUUUAAACCCACUGCCAAGUCAACAAAACUAGAAAAAUUAUACUUUAUCAAUUUAUCUCAUAAUGGUAAUAAUACUACAAAAAUUGUAUAAUAACCAGAGUUACAAUUCUGUUAGUGUACAUUUUUCUGCUUAUAUAAACUCUAUGUAUGUGUGAUGCCAAAUGGUGGUGAAGUUGUAAGCAGGGUUAAGACGUUAUAUAAAGAACAAAAAAAGAAUGUAAGAAAACACUUUUGGUUUAGAAAAUCUUAAACAUUCAAAUACUUUUAGAAUAUUAAAAUAUCCCUAGAGUAAGUAUUUUAAUCCCAGAGACUAAAGUGACGAUUUCUGCAUGUAGGAACUUUAGUUUAAAUCAAAAAUUAUUCAUCAUAAUACCAAGUAUAAAAAUUAAACAAAAGGUGUACAAUAGCCAAUUCCUUUCUAGUAUAUGUGUCAGAUUAAUCUCUGGGACUCAAACACUAACUGUAGUCUUACUAAUCUUUCAAGUUAUAAUCACCGUAAUAAAUUAUAAUCACAUUUUUAGUUGGAAUAAUUAUAUUGGCAUUUGUCAGUAAAGAAAUUAGAAUUAUUGUAUUCCACAUAUAGGCAAAUUUCUGUUUAAAAAAAAAACAAAAAAUCUAAUAAAAACUGUAGUGCACCAGCUUUCUUGUAAAGCUCUGAAUUUUUUAUUCACUUAAAGUAUUGUACAGUUCUAAGAGUGCUAACAUAUUUUUUGUGUGCAUUUUAUACAUUAUUGUUUUCAAGUAUCGCAAUUUUGUUAGUUAUGUAGCAUGUUGUGUUGCUAUAAAAACUAAUAAUAUUGUAAUAUAAUUCACAUUUCCCAUGCAGUCAGUUAUGAAAAUCAGUGUUAAAUAUAAGUAAUAGACAGUAAGUAAUGCAUAUGAAAAACAACACCAAAUAGAUAUUAUAUACUUUCAUAAUGAAAUUAUUAAUUUAUAUUGUAAUUAGUAUAAAUAGCUGCCAUAUAAUUUUUCUUAUGGAAGAAUAUAUUUUGCUCAUGAAAGAGCAACAUAAUUUGGGUGAUACAUUUUUGUACUUUCUUUUUAUUGCUUUUGUAUCUCUAGAUAUAUCCAUAAUUAUGAAAUUACAACCAAAUAUUGGAAAUAAAGUAAGCACAUUAUACAAGCUACCUUCUCACAGAAAUUUAAUUAUUCCAUUUAUUCCAAUGCCUAUUUAACUUGGAAUUGGAGGAUUUCUACAUAUGUAAUAGAGGAAUUGAAUUAUAACUUUUGAUUUUACUAUGCACAAAUAAAAAAAGUUAAAAUGAA